This is a messenger RNA of Cuculus canorus (common cuckoo), 8561 nucleotides long. It is a transcript of the gene NAP1L1, whose product is annotated as nucleosome assembly protein 1 like 1. NCBI's taxonomy places the organism in Eukaryota, Metazoa, Chordata, Aves, Cuculiformes, Cuculidae. The record is from RefSeq and is a predicted model, not a curated record. The transcript has 15 exons. Gene Ontology annotation, cellular component: chromatin; nucleus. Gene Ontology annotation, molecular function: chromatin binding; histone binding. Gene Ontology annotation, biological process: nucleosome assembly. The coding region runs from base 142 to 1326 and encodes 394 amino acids.
GGUGACGUGGUGACGUUAAUUCUAUAUGAGCGCGAGCGGCGGGAGCUCGGGUCCUUUUUUACCGCCAGCCGCGCGGCGCCUCCUCCUCCUCUUCGCUCCUGAGUCACCGCCGGCCCCGCGCAGGGUUUGAAAUCCACGAUAAUGGCAGACACAGACAACAAAGAGCAGUCUGAACUUGACCAACAGGAUAUGGAAGAUGUUGAAGAAGUAGAAGAAGAAGAAACUGGUGAAGAUGCUAACAGCAAAGCUCGGCAGUUGACUGUGCAAAUGAUGCAAAAUCCACAGAUUCUUGCAGCCCUGCAGGAAAGACUUGAUGGUCUGGUAGGAACAUCUACAGGAUAUAUAGAAAGCUUGCCUAAGGUUGUUAAAAGACGUGUGAAUGCUCUCAAGAACCUUCAAGUUCAGUGUGCACAGAUAGAAGCAAAGUUCUAUGAGGAAGUUCAUGAGCUGGAAAGAAAGUAUGCUGCUCUCUAUCAGCCCUUAUUUGACAAGCGAAGUGAAAUCAUCAACGCCAUUUAUGAACCUACAGAGGAAGAAUGCGAAUGGAAAGCAGAUGUCGAAGAAGAAAUUUCAGAGGAAAUGAAAGAGAAAGCCAAGCUUGAAGAGGAAAAAAAAGAUGAAGAAAAAGAAGAUCCUAAAGGAAUUCCUGAGUUUUGGCUUACAGUAUUUAAGAAUGUGGACUUGCUCAGUGAUAUGGUUCAGGAACAUGAUGAACCUAUCCUGAAACACUUAAAAGAUAUAAAAGUGAAAUUUUCAGAAGUUGGACAGCCUAUGAGUUUCACACUAGAAUUUCAUUUUGAACCAAAUGACUACUUCACGAAUGAAGUGUUGACAAAGACAUAUAGAAUGAGGUCAGAGCCAGAUGAUUCUGAUCCCUUCUCCUUCGAUGGACCAGAAAUUAUGGGUUGUACAGGUUGCCAAAUAGACUGGAAAAAAGGAAAGAACGUUACUUUGAAAACCAUUAAGAAGAAGCAGAAACAUAAGGGACGUGGAACAGUUAGAACAGUAACAAAAACUGUUUCCAACGACUCUUUCUUCAACUUCUUUAGUCCUCCUGAAGUUCCUGAAAAUGGAGACAUGGAUGAUGAUGCUGAGGCAAUCCUUACUGCAGACUUUGAAAUAGGUCAUUUCUUGCGUGAACGUAUAGUCCCUCGAUCAGUAUUGUACUUCACAGGAGAAGCUAUUGAAGAUGAUGAUGACGAUGAUUAUGAUGAAGAAGGUGAAGAGGCAGAUGAUGAGGAGGGUGAAGAAGAAGCAGAUGAAGAAAAUGAUCCUGAUUAUGACCCAAAAAAGGAUCAAAAUCCAGCAGAAUGCAAGCAGCAGUGAAGCAGUGUGUAUGUGGCCUUGAGGAUUACCUGCACUGUAAUAGCCUAAACACAACUAUUAGUUACUUACAGCCUUAUGUUUUGUAUCUUGGUAGAAUUAAGUAACCAGUUUGUUAAAAAAAAAAAAAAGAGUUCAAACACAUAAGAACCAGUUUAAAAUGUAGGUUCAAUCUACCUAGCAUUUUAACAGUAUAAUUUUCUGCCAAUAUGUAGAAUGCAGUAAAUUCCCUAAAGCAUGAAUGUUAAUUCAUUGCUACAUAGUUUGGUUCUUGUGAAGUCUUUAUUAUGUAGCUAUUAGACUGCAGCUGUGAAGAUUAUCAGAACUGUUAACUUGAGACCAAUAUUUGUUUAGAGAAAACUCUCUCCUGAAGAACCAACCAAAGUAUUUUUCAGCCCAGUAGUCUGAACGGGUUUAAGUCUGCUUGCACUAGCUGUGCCUUCAUUACCUUGUUAUAGAAAUGGCAGUUGACUUGUACUAACUAGGAGAUGAUGCAUUUUGGGUUUGACUACUUGAGAAGACUAGUAUAACUUGUUUAAUUUCCAACGAGACCACAUUAAAAGUUCAUAACUGUCAGCUUGUUGAUGCUAUCGGUUUUGUAUUUUAUGUGACAUAGUGAUCUACAAAAGAAACCUAGUCAUCAUAUUAAGGUUAUUGUUUACCUCUGGGGUGUGAAUAAAACCUAGUAUUUUCAGAAGCUAGUCUUGUUUUAUUAUGAUGUGUGUAUCUGCAUGUGUAAACUGGUAAGGCAUAUCUUUCAUGCUGCAGUUCACUUUUCACUAGAAACAAAAGUUGAGAGUUACUGAAAAGUAAAUUAUGUAGCAUUUUAAAAAAAGAAAACACAGUAGUUGGAGAGUUUGAUCCAUUCUUUUCCAUUUGCAGUAAUACUUGUGAAUCUAAGCUAGGUGUUCCAGUGAUUGGUCAACACUGCCAUCUUGAGAAGACAAGUUUUUAGAAGUGGGGCUAGAUCUGAUAAAGGACUUCAGUAUUGCUGUGCCUGACUAAGGCAUUGGUUAUUAGUAUGAAAUCUUGAGGCAAGAAGGGUGCCUUGGAUUUCCAGUCUGUGUAGGCAGAGUUAGGUUGUCCUGAACAAAAUCUACCGUGCAGCCUAAGGGAGCGCUAGAACACUUAGCUGUAUUCUAGUUUAUACUUACUGUAUCCAGCAUCUACAGAGGAUGAAACAAAUCUCAAGGAAUCCCUCACCCAGUCUUCUGUUUACUACAUUUAAGUUUGCUUGUUCUGAUUUGUACUUUUUCCAUAUUGGAUGUUCAUUGUCAGUUGAAGCAUAUGGAGUAGGUGGUCUUCCUCAUACUUAACCUUGCCUCUAGCCUAGCAAUGGAGGUGAGAUGUGGAAUUGAAUACAGUCAACUUGAAGAGAUUGCAGACUGUCUUCCAUUUGAGUUUUCUCACUCAGUAACAUGCUGCUGUACUCUGUGCAGUCUUGUCCUUGACAUAACUAUAGAAGUUCUGAUCUUCUAAGUAAGGUUUUAGGUAAUUCUGAGGGAUGGGAAAGUCCUCACAAGCUUGGAAAGAAAUGUCCAGCGUAGCCAUGGAUCUGUUUCUGCAGUAGCUAUGCUUUUCCUCUUUUUGUCUUGCCACCGAUUACUAAUUUAGCCAUAAAGGGUUGAAGGUUUGAAAAGAGCAGAGCAAGCCAGAGGCAACAGCCACUUGAGGAUGGGGCUGGUAGAAGGGUUCCUCUAGCAUGUCUCUUGGGGGUUAAGUAAUACAGAAUAAGGUAUCCCAAGUGCCCUUCUGACUUCUCAGCCUUCCCCCCCACCUUCCUGAGACGAAGAAGGUCUAGUAUGCUCUGACUAAACUUUUUUGUUACGUUUUUUAUUCCUGUAAGGCUUAAAUACCACACAGCUUAAUUUCAGAAUCCUUGUCAGGCUUCAUCUUUAUCCUCCAGAUAUUCAUGGAUGUGGGAGAAGGAGCUCUUGUUGUCUAUAUCUGUAUAUAUAACAGUACUGUCAAAGCUGUGCUCUUAGGUGUUUUUUAGGUAGCCUGCAGAUAAUAGAAAAAUACAGUAAUGAAAAGCUAACAUCACGUUCUCUGGUAGUUGUGUGUUAAGGUAGAUGUCCUUGUGUUGUGUUCUUGUGAUGACAUAAAUCCUGACAGAAUAUGCUUAUCCUUGGAGGCACCUGACUCUGCCAUGUGUUUGGGUGUCAUUUGGUCUAUUCUCUGAAUGUCUCCCAGGAUUAAGUUUAAACUUGAGAUUCAGGGCAUGUGGAGAAUAAACUGAUAUGUUAAGAGCUUGAGCAGUCAUUAAUACAGGGCUUGAGGGUACAUACUUUCAGACAUGAAAAGUAUCUGAAGUCCUUGCUUAGAUCUAGCCCGUUUUUACUAGCAGCAUCUGGCUAUUGUAUCUGAAAAAAAGAAAGCACUGUUAAAAGUUGUCUGAUUAAUUUCAGAAGCCACUGUUCAUAAGAAAUAUAGCUUGUGUUUCAGUUGCUUUCUCAUUAAUAUCUUUAUAUCAUACAAUGGGAUACAAUAUUUGAAAAGAGUUCGUAGAUGUCAGAACUCAUUUGCAGCCUGCAAGAUGGAGAACCAUGAAUCCAUCUCUGUCAACAGAUAUUGGCAAGCUUCUUUCUAGAUUGACUUGCUAGUUGUAAAUGAGCAGUUCUUGUGCUCUCCAGACUGCAGCAAAAGGAAGGAUAUAAUCAUACAAAUUGAGGUGCCAGUUCUUAGGGCGUCAGUUAAAUAAAAACUGUUUUGGUGCUUAACAUAGUUUUGUGAUCAACAACACUCUUGUUUAGCAUUCUGAAAGGCAGUAUGUAGCAGGAACAUUAAACUUUAAACAUUGAUUGGAGUAUUGUGACUCAUUCUUUUCACUUCUCGUUAAUUUAUAGCAGCUGUAGAGGAAACUGUUCAUUUAGACUUGCGGAAAAUAUGUUACCUUGUUAACAAGUUCAGGUUAGGAAGAUGUGUCACUGAAAUAGGAUUUCUUGGUCACAUGUUGCAGUACUGCACCAAAAUUUAAGACCUGUAUAAAUUAUAUCUUCUGUCCAGUUUUGGUUGCUGUGUUGAAGGAAGAAGUAUCUUAGGGGAAAAGGGUGAGUUGGUGAGGAAAGAGGUAGGACAAGUAACAGACUGUGAGGUGGAGGAGUACUCGGAGCUUAUGCUUAAUGGAGAGAGGUGCUUUUUGGUAAUUCUACACUUUAAGCAAAUGUAGAUUAGAUUACAUUAGCACUGAAGAGUUUUCCUGUCUGGUAAAACUUUAACAUAAAGAAAACCCAACAGAACAGUAUCCUAAAAGUAGUAUACGAGAUUUAAGCUUAGCAUUCCCAAGUUGUGUUUUCUGGAGAAGGGCAAUGUUAGAAAUGUUACCAUGGCUUAUUCAAACAAUAUACAUAGCCACACUUCUUACCAAUGUCUUCUAGAGCUAACUAGCUUCAUAAGCUCAGAUGCUUAAUUGGAUUCUUGAAACUGAUGUUUCCUAAGCUAUGUAGCAGAUGUUUUUACUUUGACAUGGUUUUAUUAAUUAAAUAAUUUUUAAAAAAAAACCCAAAACAUAACCAAACCGAACAGAAUGUAGAAAGCUGCAGGAAUUGAAUGUGUUCAUCUUUGUCUUCAAGCUGGUAAUUGCCCUUUGUUUUAGGGGCCACUGGUAUAGACCAGAUUCAGAAAUCAAUAGGGAAUUUAAACUAAUCACCCAUUUGUGCAUGUCUGCCAGACAUGUCCAGUUUCCAAAGGUGUCUGUGCAGCAGCUGCUUCUCAGGUUCCUUGUGUUGGGGAGGAUUGUGCUCACAUACUCCAUGACUUAAAGAGAAAAAAUGCUAAACUUUGUACAAAUAUAGCUUCCUCCGGCCCAAGACUUUAUUGUACAGAUCAGAAAUCAUUGCUACCACACUGGGGUUUCUUUCUUAACUGUAGUUCUGUGUGAGAUGAACUGAUGCCCUGCAGGUUUUCAAGAGGGUGUUGAAGUAAUGAUUUUUAAUUGCUCGUGCCUACCUAAAGCGAACAUAUAUAUGUAUGUACUGGAAACAGUAAGCCUUACUUCUGCGUGCUGUCAAGAGGGUUUGGAAGUUCGCCCACAUGGCAUGUUGGAUGACAUUUGUCUUGUCACUCUUUAAGUUCUGUUAGACCUGUGAGAGCUAGCAUCUUCCACGCUAGCUCAAGAGCUAGUAUCUUCCAUGUGGCCUGUCUCUCAGCUUUUGCAGGAAAAAAUAAAGCAGACAAGACAGCAUGCCAAGCAAAAGAUAAGCUAUUCCACAUUUCAGUCUGCUUGGUGUAUUCCAGAAGCUGGGUGCACAAGGAGUGUGUGGGGGUGGCAGAACUUAGCUGUUGCGAGCUGUGCUUCUGUAUGCUCAGGUGUUGUAUCUGCCCAGAUUUCAUGCUUACCCUGCAGUUGAUGAGAAGCAGUUUGCAUAUUCUGAACUCAUAGCAUGUUUUAUUCGGCACAUCAGAUCAUUUAAGCCUUCUUUCAGACCGGCUUUGCUCUAUAAUAUGUAUCUAAGCGUUAAGUGCUUUUUUGAUAACUUUAAGAACUCCAGAGAAGCCAAGCUGGAGAAGCUGCAGUGCCAGUAGUCUGUGCAUUGUACACAGUUGCUUCACUGGAUUCUGCCAUGGGUUAGCAGGAAUGGGGCUAUGCAGCUGAUAGUCACAGUAAAUCUUUCAUCUAUUUAUGCCCAGUUCACUGUGGGGUACCCAGUUCACAGGUAUCUGUGAGAUGGAGUUCCUAAAAGGAAAAGUUUGCUCCCCAGAUCACAGGUCCAGUGCUUAAGUGUUCGCUUGGCAGCAAGUUCAGUGAAAUUACUGGGAAAUGGUAAAGGUCAAGAAAAUACUUUUAACAAGUAACCACUUACUAAUUUCUUUAAUUGCAUAUUGCAAUCUAUUUGUCAUAUAUUUCUCAAUCUUUGACAACUUUUUCCUUCAUUUUCCUUCUGUCUGGUCGUGACCCACUCAUAUUUCCUUUAUGUUUCCCUCUUAACUGUUUUCCAGUUCUAGUCAUUGCUCUGUAAUGGAAGAAAUGAUGAGAUUUUAAGGGUUGUCCCGCAGGGUAGGUUUAGCAUCCAUGUCAACCUAAUAGUUGGUGUCAAGCUGCUAUCUGCAGGUUUGCUAACCAGGAGAACGCUAGUAAAAUUAUGAGCAUUUUAGUCUUUUACUGUGGCUUCCCAAAACAAUGUUUAACUUGCUUUGGGGUUUAAAAAGAAUGCUUUAAUUACUCUUACCAUAACUAGUCUCUAAUUAAGGUUAUGUGUACAAAACUUCCACUAGUGUCUAAGUUAGGGACCUUUUGGUAUAGGAGAUCAGUGUAUUUGACAACCAAACAUUUCUGUUACCAGUAUCAACUUUGAACAUGGAAAAGGAAACACUCUGUAAGGAAUAAAAGGCAUCUUGGAUCUAUAGGCUUUGAAGGAUCAGAUUCAGUGCUUUUCCAGGUUGUAGUACUUGAGGUUUGACAGUAGGAGGCAUCUGCACAUCAGAUAUUUCAGGAGGAAGGGAUGCAAAACCUUCAUAGUGAAACUUCGAUGCAGAUGGCAAGUAGCGAACACAGAACACAUAUAAUUGCAGUGGUUUAAGUUCAUAUUUAAAGAAAAGUAAAGUAAAAUCUCAGUGGGAUACGUAGUGUGCUUUACUGUGUUCAAUGUGUUUUUUCGAAAUACUACUGUAAGCAAUGCUUCAGGUAGUUCAGUUUUGACUUCCAUCUAGGAAAAUGAAGUUGGUUAUCCUUUAUUGGCAAGUUCUGCACAAUUAAAUUGGGACACUAACUUUUAUCAAUGAACUGUCAGUAUUUAAUCUCACCCUGGUCUCCUAGGUCUUGACUGACUUGGUGGUUUUGGUAGAGUAGUUUAUUUUAAAUAGCAGUUAAUACUUGUUGCCUUUUAGAGUAUAAAUUUAAAUGGAUUUUUGGGAUGUUUACUUCUGAUCACAUGCUUAGGUGAAUUUCACUGGGAAUAAACGUUUGCUGUGAGUCUAUACAUUAGCAGAGUGUUCAUCAGUGCUUAGAACCGAGUUAAAAAUCUGACAUUCAACACUUUGGAGAACUUUGUGUCAUAGAAGGCCAAAGUAGAAUGGAUUUAGUCCCUUUCUUAUGUAUAUUUGAUGAAAGCUUUUGGCCUUCCACACUAGUCUUACUUUUCCCCUUUGAUUAAUUACAAAUUACUGUCAGUACUGAGAACAAGCAAAAAAAUCUUGAAUGCUUGUUACAGGAUAAUAUGUGGGAGUCCAAAGUCUUAGGCAAGUUUCUGUACUACUGAUUAGUGCAUUGACUUGGAAGCAAAUGCCAAUGGCUUAGAGUAAUGGAGCAGGAAACAAAACUCUACAGGUGAAUUAUUAGGAAUUAGUCUCCUGCGAGUUUUAUUUCAAUAUGCUAUGCCUCACAUACACUUAGUAUUUUAAUAAGGUUGUUUGGUAUAGAUGAAUAUAUUUUAACCAGUGUGUUCUAGUUUGAUAAGUUGAAAAUUAAGUUUCUGCUAGUGUGACACAGUCGGGAGUGGAGAAGUAGAUAGAAAACGUCAGGUGAAAAGGCAGGCGAUUCUCUUACCUCCCUCCAGCUGUACAUGAGGCUCCUUGUAUAUGCGCAUUAACAGCUGAAGAUGCAAAUAUUUGCACUGGGGAAUUUAGGUUCAAAUGGCAGAGAACUGCAGAUAGAGACAAUCGUGAGUGGUGCUUAGGUCUUUCGAAAGAGCAUGUGCCUCUUAAAAUAGACAUAAAAUGUUUGUGAGAAUGAACAGUAUCAGCUCUAUGGAGAAGGGGCUAUUCUUUACUCAGUGGAUGUUUAAGAUAUUAACCUCCUUUUUUCUGUUCCGUUUGUGGCUAGCAAGUUGCUGUUAUUACUGUUUUGGGCAUCUGCCAGUCACCUCUGGAAAGGUAAAACAGCUAAGUAGUUUUAAUUGCUGUGAUUACCCUAAUUGUUUACUUCUCAACAAUUUAUUAAAAUUAACUUUGAAGUUCAAGAGGAAAAGAUUACGAGGAAAUACUUUUUUAAAAAUGUUAUCAAACUCCAUUAAAACCAUAAUUAAUGUUGAUUUUGUUUCUCAUGUGCUCUCACUGACCUAUGCAUUCAGCAUGACCUGCCUCGUAGCUGCCAAGAUUGCUGUGAGGAGGGUUGUAUUUUUAUGGCCAUGUUAAAUACAUAUUUUAAAAAUAUGUGCUCUUAAAUGGAGUAUGAAACUGACGUUCAUACUCCAGAGUUCAGCUGACGUUGGCUUUGUCAGCCAAAUUCGGUUAUGUGGGCUUUUGAUUUACAUCUGACACAUCAAAGGGCUUUUAAAAUAAAUAGUUUAUUAUUAACCUUA